AUGCCCGUGACGCUCCCCCUUCUGCGCGAAAAUAUCACAUAUGAUGAGGCCAGACAUAGAGAGACAAACAUCCUUCUCCAUCUAACAUAUCCUAGAGCGCAACUCGACUUCUACAACUUCAUUAACAGGCGCCAAAAGCUAAUCCAGGAACGAGUCGCUCAUCAUCUUGGCUUACCCUCUCCUUCGCUGUGUCGUGUCGCACACUGGUCUGAUUGGAUGAGUGGAAGCUACAAUUUAUGCGUUCCGGUGACUAUCGCCGACUUGAAACGAGUCCUCAUUCGAUUUCCGCUGCCUUACCGUGUCGGUGAUAAAGUACACCCCGGAAAUUGUGAUGAAAAGCUUCGGUGUGAAGCUGCAACCUACGCAUGGAUGCAUGACGAAUGUCCAGAUGUGCGCAUCCCUCAUCUCUAUGGAUUUGCGCUUUCAAACGGACGAUGUUUUACCGCAGUUGAGCACCGCCCUCUUCUUGUCCGCUUGUAUCACUACCUUCGAAGUCAGUUCUUGUCUUGCCUUGGUCGUCGUGUCCCUUCCAAUCUGGUUCCACAUCGAAGCGGCCUGUCGAAUGAGUUGGGCGGAUACCUAGUCAUUGAAUAUAUCGACCAGGAACAAGGGCAAAUGCUGUCAAAGACCUGGGAGACCGGUCGGAUGGAUGAUCGACUCAGAAAGAAUCUAUUUCGCAGUCUGUCACAAGUUAUGCUGAGAAUUGGCCGAGUCUGUUUCCCUCAGAUUGGGUCAUUUAUCAUCGACGACCAAGGAUUCAUACGGUUGAAAAACAGACCUCUCACCCUGGAGAUACAAGAUUUGGAGAACAGUGGAAUUCCCAUUGGAAUUCCGAGAGACCGUACCUACAAUACUGUCGACUCCUAUGUCAAUGACCUCCUGUCCUGCCACGAUAAGCGCUUAUGCUUUCAACCCAAUGCGGUCCACAACGGGGCGGACUGUGCAGCCCAGAUGUCUGCUCUGACAAUAAUGAGAGCAGUACGUCCAGAAUUCUUCAGACCCGAGCUUAACCAUGGACCUUUUUGCGCUCGGUUGACGGAUAUGAACGCCAACAACCUAAUUGUGGAUGAGAAUUGGAAUAUCAAAUGUCUCAUUGAUCUCGAAUGGAUGGCAAUUCUCCCUCAAGAAUUCAUGCAACCACCGAGUUGGUUAACGAGUCAAGCUGUGGAUGAGGUGGAUAUUGAAGAAUAUAACAAGCUACGAGAGGAGUUUAUGGCUGUCUUUGAACAAGAAGAAGAAUGUCUACGCCAGGUGGAAAGCGGGCUACGCUAUUCGCCGACCAUGAAAACCGGCUGGGGAAUUGGGACUUUCUGGUACGUACUCGCUCUGAGGAGCCCUACUGGUCUCCACUCCAUCUUUUACGACAGAAUCCAGCCGCGAUUUUGUAAGGAACACAACGACGAUGUGCACUUUUUCACAUCCACUUACCCAUAUUGGACAAGUAACGCGACUGCGUUCAUGAAGAGGAAGGUCCAGGAUACAGAAAUAUAUGACAAGAAGCUUAGAGAAAUGUUCCAAUCGACCCCGCAUUGCUAA
Molecule: messenger RNA, 1536 nt
Organism: Cladophialophora bantiana CBS 173.52
Lineage: Eukaryota; Fungi; Ascomycota; Eurotiomycetes; Chaetothyriales; Herpotrichiellaceae
Exons: 2
Coding region: 1-1536 (511 amino acids)
Source: RefSeq, a predicted model, not a curated record